AUGCCGUGGGAUGCCCGGCGGCUCCGAUGGCCAGCCAUUUUCUUGGCCCUUUCCCUUGGCUCCCAGGGCCCUGGCUUCGCGCAGCCUGAUCCAGUGCUCCACAGCACUCUGCGGUGGAUCAAGGGCCAUGUGGCCAAGGGCCCGCCCCAACUCUGCCCUUGGGCCCUGCGGGCGCGGCCGCUGCGGCUGCAGCACGGGCGCCAAAGUGGUGCGCAGAUGGGAGAGCUGGUGGAACUUCUGCGAUCAGAAGGUGAGGAGCUGCUGAACUGUGCCGAGUCAACCUGGCCCACGAGUCUGGUAGUCUUGUCGCAUGAGGAUUUUGCCGGGAAAGCUGGGCUGAUGACGUUUUCGCAGCUCUGGCGACAAGUCGAGGAUGUGAAGAAGGAUGCCUUGCACCUGCUGGCCUUCCAUCCCUGUCGCGAAGACCGCGGUCCAGGGUGCCGAGCCAAUCCGUUGGAUGCAGGGCAUUUCUCCGUGAGAGCGCCAUGGCCCACCCUGCAACUGCUGCGCAGCGUGGACCUGCAGCGCGCCCGCGCCGAGUGGCUGCGCAGCGGCGCACCGGGGCCCGGCGCCCUGGCGCUGCUGCUGCGCAACAAGGCGCAACUGAGGCAGUUGGGACGACGGCAGCUGCAGCAGCGCUUUGAAGAGUUGAGGGACUUAAGCCAUCUGGGCCGGGAUGAUGCCGGUGUGUUGAGGUUGGAUAGGGAUGAGAAUGGGGACAAAGAUCCCCAAGUGCCAGAUCUGAUGGAAAAGGGGUGGAGGGCCGUGGAAUGA
This is a messenger RNA of Cladocopium goreaui, 774 nucleotides long. The record is from the annotation of a GenBank genome assembly. Lineage: Eukaryota; Dinophyceae; Suessiales; Symbiodiniaceae.